AUGAAAGAGGUAUUGAGCCACAAAAUGGAAGAAAACACCCCUUCAGUUAGCCUUAUAUCAUGUAUGCAUUUUGUACGUCGUGGUGUAGCUAAACCUGUGCCGGAAAAGAUUGAAUUAACUGAAAAAGAACUUGAAAAGAUUAUUAAACAGACUGCUGAUGAUUUAAGAUUGACAGAAAAAGCAGAACUAGGCGAAGAUGAUAGUGAGUCUGAGACAAAUGAAGAUAAUGUUGCACCAGAGCCUGCAGACCCGAAUGAUGAAUUCAACUUUGAAAAAUAUGAUGAAGAAGAUAAUAGUAGCAAUCCAAUUGGUCUGGGAACAAUUGCAACAUUACCUAAUCUCGGGGAUCUAAGUGAAAAUGUGCAGAUUAGGACCGAAGGACCCGAUAGUGACGAGGAAGAUGAUAUCAUUAAGCCUGAUGAUAACCUCCUAUUAGUCGGCCAUGUAGAAAGUGACGCCAGUAUCCUAGAAGUCUAUGUGUUCAACAAAACCGAAGGCUCUUUUUACGUCCAUCAUGAUAUAAUUCUACCUUGGUUCCCGCUAUGCAUAGAGUGGUUGAGCCACGAUCCGUCGGAUCCGCAAGCAGGUAAUCUUUGUGCUUUGGGCGGCAUGGAUCCAGUCAUACAAGUUUGGGAUUUAGACAUCGAGAACUGCCUCGAACCGGCCUUCAAACUUGGUAAGAAACCCAAUAAAAGGAAGAAGACAAAUCGUGUUGGCCAUAAAGAUGCCGUCUUGGAUCUAUCUUGGAAUAGGAAUUUUGAACAUGUACUCGCCAGUGGUUCAGCAGACAAUACGGUUCUAUUAUGGGACUUAGACCAGGGCGAACCGCACACCAAACUCGACUAUUUUCAAGAUAAGGUACAAUCCAUCUGUUUCCACCCGCUAGAAGCACAGACACUGUUAAGCGGCGCAUGCGACGGUCAAGCGCGAGUAACAGACUGCAGAACGCCAACUGCCCACCGCGCCUGGCACCUCGCGCCCGAGAUAGAGCGCGUGGUCUGGGACAGGCACAACCCGUUCUGCUUUGCAAUGAGCAAUAACACUGGUAAAGUGGCGUAUGUGGACUGCAGACAGGAUGAGCCUCUGUGGACCAUAGAUGCACACGAAAAGGAAGUCACAGGACUCGUUCUGAGUGACAACAUUGCUGGACUGAUGAUGACUCUCGGAACCGAUUCUAAACUGAAAACAUGGGAUAUAUCCAGCUCCGAGGCUAUCCAAGUAAGUGAGCGCACUUGCCGCGUCGGACAGGCCCUAUGUGCAGCCGUCUGCCCAGAUGAGCCAUUUUCUCUUGCGGUUGGAGGAGACAAUAAGGAAUGUUGCAUCGAGAUGCUCGAUCUCACAGUCAGCGAACAAGUUAUGAACCGCUUUGGAUCACGCCCUCGAAUACCAAUCCCAUCAGAAGAAGCUAUGGAAUCAUAG
Leptosia nina is the source of this 1419-nucleotide messenger RNA. The record is from the annotation of a GenBank genome assembly. NCBI's taxonomy places the organism in Eukaryota, Metazoa, Arthropoda, Insecta, Lepidoptera, Pieridae.